UGUGCCUCGUUCAUGUCGUUUGGUUAUUUAGUAGAGUGGCCAACAAUUGACGGUUUUUAUUUUUGAAAAUUUCGAAAACACAAAAAAUCGAAAGAAAAUAAAUUAAAUUCAAUUGAAUAAAAACACACAAAAAAGUACAACAAUUGUGAUAAAAUAUCAAUCAGUGAAUCGAACGAAGAAGUGAUCGACUGGCACACAAUUAAUUUUCUUCACAUUUAAACAUCGAAGUAGAUUUCGUGUACAACGGUUGAUCCCAUUAGUACAUUGAUCGGGUUGUCGUUGAAAAAAAAAUUCUAUUCUAUUCUUCGUCACAUGAAAAAAUAUCAAAAUAUUCAAAUUUGUAAUAAAUAAUUCAUAAACAUACUCUCGUACUACAGCCAGCUAAAUUUUUGCAACAAAAACAAACCGAAAAUAUGAGUUUUUUCUAAUUAGAAGAAAAACAUCUCACCUUGUUGGAAUUAAUUAACGGAUUCAUGAUUUAUUAAAGCAAAAAUACUCAACAUCACUAAAAUGUAAAAAAUAAAUACCAAGAAUUAAUAAAAAAAAAAUAAAGUAAACGAAAGUCAAUUUAAUAUAUAAAAAUAUGGAAACGGCAUUUGAUAUAUUAGUUGUAAAUCAAGAUUUCAAAGCGGAAACCUCGGACUCUGUCACUCUGACACGCGGUGACAUUGUGGAAGUGCUGAAAACAACUGAAACCAAUGGCGGCUUGAAAAAUGUAACAGACGCUGAUGCAACUGCCAAAUGGUUGGUUCGUGUAUUCGGCGAUAAUGCCAAAGAAGGAUGGGUGCCGAAAAAUAUUUUAGAUGCUGGCCUAUCAGCCAUGUUAAAUGGCAACGAAAAGGAAAGUGCUGAUUUUCAGAAAAAAGCCGUUAUACGUGAACUAAUCGAAACAGAGGAGGAGUUCAAUCGUGAUUUACAAAAUGUAGUUGAUCGUUAUAUUAAGGCCGUUGAUGCGGCUACAGCACCACGUAAUGUACGCGAUAGUAAAGAUAUAAUAUUUGGAAAUUUUCAACAAAUUGCUGAAUUUCAUAAUAUGGUUUUCAUUGAUGGCGUCAAGUACUAUGCGGAUAAACCGAAUAUGGUAGUCAAAACCUUUUUACGUUUGGAAAGAGAUUUUGAUAUGCAUGUUAAAUAUUGUAAAACCGAACCUUUAGCCCAAGAAUAUUUAGCAUCGAACAAAGAAGCCUACACAUUCUUUCAGGAAAUUUCGAGUAGAUAUAACGACGAAAAAACUUUGAGUGAACAUCUUAAAUUACCCAUACAACGAAUUAACGAUUAUCAACUUUUAUUAAAGGAUUUGCUUAAAUUCUCACUGAGCUUAAAAGAAAACAUUAAAGAUAUCCAAAAGGCUUUAGAGUUAAUGCUUAGUGUUCCUAGCCGAGCCUACGACAAUACAUUCUUGAAUAGCAUUGAGGGUUACCGGGGUAAUAUUAGUAAAAUUGGACGGCUCCUUUUGCGCGAAUGGUGGACUGUGCUCGAUAAGGAGGGCAAGGCGCACGAACGUUAUUUGUUCCUAUUUAAGUCACGCGUGCUCAUCUGUAAGGUACGCAAGAUCAGUGAGACACGUUCCAUAUUUGUGUUGCAAGAGAUUAUAAAAAUACCGGACUGUGUAGUGGAAGCGGAUAGAGAAAAUAGUCUAAUCAAGUUCACGGCCAAACCCAACGCUAAGGAUGCUCAGCAUUUGCCCUUGUGCCUAAAGCCUCACGGUGAUCAUAAGGAUUUACUUGAGAAGUGGUAUACGGAAAUUUGUACUCAUAUAGAUAAAGAAGUUACGCUGCAGGAGCAUAAGGCCGACGAUUUGCGCAUAGAUUCUACACAAAUCCUACAGGAAACCACCUUAAAUUUGCCCCAAAAGGCAGAGGCCUAUAAUCCGGAUAGUAAUAUUAAGGCCUCGGAUGUUGCCAAAGAUUAUUUCCUAACGAAAGAGGAAAAGGAACGUUACCAGGCAGAAUACCAGGAGUUGUUGCGAUUGGAACAAGAGUCCAUACAGCGUUACAAUAAAACGAAAUUGGAAAGUUAUCAGACGGUGCAAAAAUCGUCAGUGUCUAGCAAAGAAACAAGCCAGCAUUCGGAAAUACAACAAAGAACUGAAACCAUAUCGAAAGUAUCUCAAAGAAGCGACGGUGUCGAACAGCAGAUAUCGACACAAACACAAUCGAUUGAACAGCAGGAAAGAGUUGUUGUGAAAAAUGAUAAUAUUGUAGAAGAGCAGAGAUCGACAAAUGUAAGCUGCUCUCAAGAAUCCAAAACUGAAGUUGCAAAUAAGGCAACAGCUGAAGUUCCAGUCAAUCAAAGUGUAACACAAAAAACUGUUAAAAUACAAGAACCAAAAGAGGAGCCAAUCCCGAAACCUGCACCUGAACCUAAAAGAGAAUCUCCUAAACCGGCCAGAGAAUCACCCAAGCAGACUAAAGAGCCUUCAGGAGAAUCUCCUAAACCUAAGAAAGACUCUCCUAAACCUCAAGACGUGCCCAAACAGACAGAGGAACCUUCUAAAUCGAAUAGAGACUCUCCCAAACUUAGACGAGAGUCACCUAAACCAACCAAAGAAACUGCCAAACCCACACCUGAGGAACCAAAGGUGGUAGUGCAGCAAACAGCUGCUAUUAAGCAGGAGCUGAGACAAGAACAUAUAGCUGAGAUAUCGUCUUCUAUAGAAGAACACCGAGAAGAAAUUACAAAAACUGCUGCUACCAUAACUACAGAGACUGAGAUCUUACCACCCUCUUGCCCAGUUGAGGAAAUCGACGAAAAUCUUGACAGUAGAGCACGUGAUUUCUCGAGAGGCACCUCGUAUGAUAGUCUUGCUGAAGUAGAUGCACUUAAACCACCAAGAAAUGUUUUAGUUGGCAGCACUAGUACACUACUACGGUCACACAGUCGCUUAGAAGAUCGUCCCUAUUCCCGUCAAUCAAUAGCAUCCGUUAGAACUCUUGGAGCACGCUCUACCACAUCCCAAAUGGAGGGCCGUGCGCAUAAAUCGAUAGAUAAACCUAUCGUUAUGAAAAUGCUAAGAUGUGCGCAGGUUCAACCUGGUGAACCCGCCCACUUCGAAAUACAAUAUAAAGAAAAACCCGGUUUGGUAAUUUGGUUAAAAGACAACAAGCCCUUGGAUGACGCAUUAGCUGAUCGCAUCAUCCAAACUGAAGCCGCGAUGAAUUCUUAUCGCUUGGAUAUUAAAAAUUGCAGUGAACGCGAUACAGGCGCUUAUACUGCAAAAGCAACCACUGGUGCUGAGGUCACCACUUGUACCGCUCAAUUGGUAGUUGGUCAAUCUGCUGAACAUGAUGAAAGCAAAACCAAUGUGGCUCCCAUAUUCUUGGUUAGCCUUAAGGAUGCUGAAAUGUUGGAGAAUACCAUGUUCCGUUUCUUAAUCAAAAUCAUGGGUGAUCCUAAGCCCAAAGUAGAAUUCUUUAAGGAUAAUCAGGAAAUUUUGGACUCUGACAUUAGACGUCAUAUUGUACGUGAAAAAGAUUACUUGGGUUACUAUGAGUUGGUAAUCAAUGAGGUAACUAAAGAUGAUGCCGGCAUUUAUCAGUGCAAGGCCUCCAAUAAGUUUGGUGAUGCCUUCUGUGAGGCUACCGUCACUACAGCGGAAGAUAAAAAUCCCUUCGGUUCUUUAGCUGGUCAAAUUUUGCCUCCCGGUGAGAAGGCUGUAUUCCAGUGGAAACGUAACGGAGCACCUUUCGAUCCCGAAGAACGCUUCAAGGUAUUGUUCGGUGAUGAUGAGGAUUCACUGGCUUUGGUCUUCCAGCAUGUGAAGCCUGAAGAUGCUGGCAUUUACACAUGUGUAGCACAAACUACCACCGGCAACAUCUCCUGCAGUGCCGAACUAUCCGUGCAGGGUGCCAUUCAAACCCUGAACAGGGAGCCGGAAAAGCCAACCUUGGUUAUUGAACACCGCGAGGCCAAUACCCAUGUUGGUGGUACAGCAAUUUUGGAAUUGCAAUGCAAAGGUUUCCCCAAACCAGCUGUGCAGGUCAAACACGAAGGUGAAAUUAUCCAGGUUGAUGAGAGACACAAAUUCUUGUAUGAAGAUGAUGAAACAAUGUCUUUGUUGAUCAAAAAUGCCACCACCGAAGAUGCUGGCAUUUACACAAUUCAUGCCAUGAAUGAAUUGGGUGAAGACACGUCCGAAAUUAGUUUGGUAGUAAAAGCUCCACCUAAAAUCAAAAAAGUUAAAGACAUCACUUGCCAUGUAAGUGAAACUGUCAAGAUUGAGGUCGAGGUUGAAGGCUACCCCAAACCAAUUUUGAAUUUGACCAAUAACGGCAAAGACAUUACUUGUGAGAAGAACAUCAAAAUCUCAGAAGUAUCGAUCGGCAAGAGUACGGAAAAAGUUGUCAUUGAAAUUGUUGACAUUAAGCUCUCGCAAUCUGGAAAUUUCUCUCUGAGGGCCACAAACGAUCUGAGUCAGACCUCGGAGUACUGGAAUUGCACGGUACACUCAAAACCAGUGUUUGUCAAGCAACUCGAGGAGGAGUAUGUGCACGGUGAAAAGGAAACGGUCAUAAUGACCUGCCGCAUUGAUGCAUUCCCCGAAGCCAAGCUUGUCUGGUAUCAAGAGGGCAAAGAGAUCAAUAUGCAGAAUCACAAAUACUCGGUAUCCUGUGAUGGAAAUGCUUACACUUUAAAGAUUACCGGUGUAACCAGAGUUGAUGCUGGCGAGUAUUCAGUUAAGGCUGAUAACGAACAUGGUUCCGCCACCAGCAAAACUAAUUUGCUGAUCAAAUGUACCCCCGAAGUGAACUCCAGUUUGAAGAAUAUUACCGUUACCGAGGGUGAUACCAAUGUCAUGCUCAACAUUGGCAUUGAUGCCUAUCCCAAACCCAGCGUUAAAUGGUACAUUGAUGGCAUUGAAAUCGAUGAGAAACGUAAUGAGUUCAGACGUCAAGAGGAAGGCCAUGAUUACAAAUUGAUCAUGAAGGAGGUUAGCGUAGCCAUGCAGGGCACAUACAGCGCUGUAAUUAUGAAUGAUUAUGGAAAAAUACAAAAUGAAUGUAUUGUUACCGUACAAUGCAAACCUAAAAUCAAGAAACAAUUGAAGGACACUGAAUUGGAAGAGGGCAAAACAUUGACCCUGGAAACUGACAUCUAUGCGGAACCCGAAGCUACCGUUAAAUGGUUCAAAAAUGGUCAGGAGUGUUCUGCCGAUGCUCGCUUGAAAAUCAAUCAUGACUCUAAACGUUAUGAGGAAUACAGCAUGACUUUGAAUUUAUGCAAGCCUGAAGACAGCGGCACCUAUGAAGUAAGAGCUAAAAAUUUGGUGGGAGAAAGUGUCUCCAAAUGUCAAGUUAAUAUUCUGACUAAACCUGAAAUUGAUCAUGUGGAUAUCUUUGAGAAACACAGUUUCGAAUCUGUUCCAUUGAAAUUUGAGGUCAUUGCUCAUGGCAUACCAAAGCCCGAAGCUAUUUGGUAUAAGGAUGGCAAAGAAAUUAAGCCUGAUGAUAAUACCGCCAUAAUUGUGGAUGGUCAAAAAUAUCGUUUGGAAAAGAAAUAUUUGAAAUUGGAGGAUGCUGGUACCUACAAGGUGGUUAUCAAGAACAAGGUUGGUGAAAAGACCCACCAAGGUGUAUUGACAUUGUCGGGUAUUGCUGAGUAUCGCAAACCAAUCGUAAAGAAGGGUCUCGCCGACAUCAGUACUUACAAGGGCAAGCCUUUGUCAUUGCCGAUUGUCUUUACCGCUGAUCCAGAGCCCAAAAUCGUUUGGCUUAAGGAUGGCAAGCCCAUUCAAAGCAACGAUCAUGUCAAGUUGAGCGUGGUCAAGAAGGAUUUGGAACAUGGUUUAGUGGAAUAUGCCUGCACUUUGAAUAUCGAUAAAACUGAACAUGCUGAUAAUGGCCGUUAUGAGUUACAAAUUGAAAAUAAAUUUGGCCAAGCAAAUAUUAGCUGCUUUGCUGAUGUUUUAUCCAAACCUGAAAUCAUUGGUCUCAAGGAUCAAGGUUGUAUGCCUGGCCAAACUGUAUGCUUCGAUGUGGUGGUGCAAGCCAAUCCCAAACCAAAGGUUACCUGGAGUCGUGGCAAUGAAAACUUGUGCAAUAACGAAAACUGUGAGGUUAUUGCCGACGUUGAGGCUGAUAAAUAUAGAUUGGUAUUCCAAACUGUAGCCGCUGCUGAUGCUGGCACUUACACUUUGACUGCUGUCAACAAUGAAGGCACUACUACCCAGGACUUUAAACUCAAUGUCCAUGUUGAGAAACCCACAUUCAUUACACCGCCCGAAGAUCAAGUUAUACAUGAUUAUCAUGCCGCUUUAACCAAGGUUGUGGUACAUGGUGUUCCCUUGCCCAAAGUUGAAUGGCUUAAAGAUGGCAAACCCAUUGAUAUCAAUGCCACUGAUAAGCUUACCGAAGAGAAAAUAUAUCGUGUGGCCCACAAUGUUAUUUCCAACGAUCAAAUUGCCAGUGAACUAGAAGUUGUUCACUUCCGUUUGAAUGAUAUUGCCAAGUAUGCAGCGGUAGGUGUUAAUGAUAUCGGUAAGACUGAAGCUCCCUUCAAACUCACCAUGUUGGAGUUGGCUCCCAUAUUUGUCAAGAACUUGGAACCCACUCAAGAGGUUACUGAAGGCAAGCCACUUACUCUACAAUGUGUAGUGGAUGCCAGUCCUUUGCCCGUUGUACAAUGGUUCAAGGAUAACGAAGAAGUUAAACCAAGCGAACACAUUAAAAUCACUACUACACCUCAGGGUCUUCUUAAAUUGGAGAUCGAAGAGUGUGAACCCAAUGAUUCCGGAGCCUAUAAAUUGGCUGUCACCAACGAACACGGCAAGAAAGUGGCUUUGUGUGCAGUUGCUGUUAAUCCCGAACCUUUGGAACCAACAUUUGUUAAACCCAUCGGUGAUAAGAAGAUUACUGUCGGUGAACCUUUGAAGUUGGAGGCUGUUGUAAACGGUUUCCCCGCUCCCGAAAUCAAGUGGUUCAAGGAUGAAGUUCUGCUGAGACCCAGUGAAGCCAUCAACUUUAUAAACAGUCCCAAUGGCCAGAUUGGUAUUGCUAUUGAUUGCUGUACUCCCCAUGAUGCUGGUAUCUACAAGUGUGUCAUCAGCAAUCCCGGUGGUGAAGUCAAGGGUGUGGCCAAAAUUCAAGUGGUACCCAAAGAAACGAAGCCAGAAUUUGUGGCUGAAUUGCAAGAUGCCAAGAGCAUUGAAGGUUUCCCUGUUAAAAUGGACGUCAAGGUUGUGGCCAAUCCUAUGCCUGAUGUUAAAUGGUUCCACAACGGUCAAGAACUCUUGCCUCAAAAUAAACACUGUACUUUGAUACAAAAUCCCGAUAAUACCUACAGCAUGAUCAUCGAAAAGCCAACUCCCGCCGACUCUGGUCUAUACGAAGUUAUUGCCACCAAUGACAAGGGCUCUGCUGCUUCCAAAGCAAAAUUGUAUGUAGCCCCAGUAACCGAUGAAAAUGCUGCCGAAGAGGCACCCAGUUUUGUGUCAUCAUUGCGUGAUGUUAGCGCGGAUGAGGGUCAACAACUGGUGUUAUCAGCUCCGUUCGUUGGUAAUCCCAUGCCCGAGACCAUUUGGAGCAAGGAUGGUGUACCAAUUACACCCGAUGAACGUACUCUGAUGACUUGUGAUGGCAAACAUGUGGGUUUGAUUAUCAACCCAGCCGAAACUGCCGAUUCUGGUGUCUACACUUGUCUGCUGGCCAAUCCCUUGGGCGAAGAUACUUCCAAGUGUAAUGCCAACGUUAGCAAAAUCUACAAGAAACCCAAUUUCACCCAGAAGAUUACCGAUCAACAACAGGUUUAUGGUGGAGAUGCCAAGAUUUCUGUAUCUGUUUCUGGCGUACCUUAUCCCGAUCUACAGUGGUAUUUCAAUGACAAACCCAUUGAGGAUGGCGAUAAGUACUACAUGAAGAAUGAUGGUGAUCAUCACACUUUAACAGUUCGCGACUGUGGAGAUCGUGAUAAGGGCACCUACAAGUGCAUUGCCACCAACAGGGAGGGCAAGGACAUUACCCAAGGCCGUUUGGAUAUUGUUAACGAAAUCAAAAAACAUGUUCGCUCUGAGCCACCAGUAUUCCUCAAGAAAAUUGGUGAUUGCGAUAUUUAUUUGGGAAUGGCGGCCAAAUUUACAGCCAUGGCUACUGGUUAUCCAAAACCCGAAGUUGAAUGGUUCAAGAAUGGACAGAAAAUCUUCCCAACAGAUAAGAUUCAUAUGGAAACGGAAGCUAAUGGUUUAAUGCGUCUGUCCAUUAAGGAUGCCGAUGAAAAUGAUGUGGGUCGUUACACCUGUCGCAUAUUCAAUCCUCAUGGCGAUGAACAAUGCGAAGCUGAAUUGUUGUUCGAUACAUUCGACAGUCCUUCUCAGGUUCCUUUGGGUGAUCAAUAUAGUGAUUUCAAGAAAUACAAGCAUACCGGUGCUCCAAACCCACUAUCCGAAGCUCCUUACAUUUUAAAGAUGACCGAUCGCAAUUUGCAUUUGGGAUGGAAGCCUUCAGUACCUUCAAUGCCCCGCUAUCCAAUUACCUAUCAAGUUGAAAUGAUGGAUCUUCCCGAUGGAGAAUGGCGUACUAUUCGUACUGGUAUUCGUAACUGUUCCUGCAACGUCAAGGACUUGGAACCUUUCAGAGAUUACAGAUUUAGAGUGCGUGUAGACAAUAAGUUUGGUGUUAGUGAUCCCAGCCCUUAUAUUCAAACCCACAGAUCCAAAUUGGUGCCUGAUCCACCAAGGACAUACACAUACUUGGCUCCAGGUGUCGAUUUCAGGCCUGAAACUUCACCCUACUUCCCUAAGGACUUUGAUAUUGAAUGUCCUCCUCACGAUGGUAUGGCUCAAGCUCCUCAAUUCUUGCGUCGCGAAAAAGACGUUACUUAUGGUGUAAAGGGCCACAAUACCGAAUUGAUGUGGUUCGUAUAUGGUUAUCCUAAACCCAAGAUGACCUAUUACUUUGAUGAUAUGCUAAUUGAACCUGGCGGCAGAUUUGACUUCAGUUACACUCGUAACGGUCAAGCCACUUUGUUUGUCAACAAAAUGUUGGAUCGUGAUGUAGGUUGGUAUGAGGCUGUGGCCAGCAAUGAGCAUGGUGAAGCCAGACAACGUGUACGUUUGGAAAUUGCUGAAUACCCCCGCUUUACUAAACGCCCAGAUGAAACCUUUAUCAUGGCCCGUAAAAAUGGUCGUAUUGAGGCUCAUGUUGUAGGUGUACCAGUACCAGAGAUUCGUUGGUAUAAGGACUGGCUACCAUUGGCUGAUGCCACUCGCAUUAAGAUUCGUCACAUUGAACCCCAUGUUUACAUUUUGUCGCUCAGCGAUACCAUCAUUAAGGAUGCCGGUCUCUAUUCGAUUAGUGCCCGCAAUGUGGCCGGAUCGGUUAGUUCUUCGGUCAUGGUCCAUAUCGAGGAUAAUGAGGAUCAAUAUAUAUACAAGACCUAUGGCAGACACCCAUAUGUGCGUACCAAGCAAUUCCGCUAUGAAGACAAAUAUGAUUUCGGUGAUGAAUUGGGUCGUGGAACUCAGGGCAUUACUUAUCAUGCUGUGGAACGUGCUACCGGCGACAGUUAUGCUGGCAAGAUCAUGUAUGGCAAGCCAGAGAUCAGGCCAUUCAUGCUCAAUGAAAUGGAAAUGAUGAACAUCAUGAACCAUAGAAAUCUGAUACGUCUACAUGAUGCCUACGAAACUGAUCGCAAUGUCACCUUGAUUUUGGAGUUGGCAGCUGGUGGUGAAUUGGUCAGGGAUAAUUUGUUGAAGAGAGAUUACUUUAGGGAACGUGAUAUUGCCUGCUAUGUAAGACAAGUUUUGUGGGGUUUGGAGCAUAUGCACGAUGCUGGCUUAGGCCAUAUGGGUUUGACAAUCAAAGAUCUUUUGAUUUCUGUUGUGGGUGGUGAUUUCUUGAAAAUCUCCGAUUUCGGUUUAACUCGUCGCAUCCAUACUCAUACAUUGACUACUCUUGACUACGGCAUGCCCGAAUAUGUCUCACCCGAAGUGGUGAACAAAGAGGGUGUUGGUUUUGCUCACGAUAUGUGGAGCGUUGGUGUCAUCACUUAUGUUUUACUUUCCGGUCACAAUCCAUUCCGUGGUGCUAAUGAUCGCGAAACUUUGCAAAGAAUUAAGGAAGGUCAUUGGGACUUUAGCGAUUCCAUUUGGACCCAUAUCACCGAUGAAGGUCGCGAUUUCAUCAAACGCCUCUUGGUUUACAGCCCCGAAGAACGUAUGGAUGUAAAGACAGCCUUGAGACAUCCUUGGUUCUUUAUGUUGGAUAGACGCGUGUCUGACGAUGAAUAUCGCAUCAGUACUGAUCAUUUGAGAAACUAUUACAACGACUAUAGAGAUUGGUAUGCCAAUGCCUCGUGCAAGCACUACUUCAGACGUAGACGUUUGAGUGGUUGUUGGACACAUCCCUCAAAGAUGGUUUAUCCUCCAGGCUUGGUUUAUACUCCCGAGUCAACACCGGAGCCCCUACCCGAACCCAGAAUUCGCACCAAGCGUGUUGAAACCUAUUCGAAAUAUUUACAUCCUGAAUAUGAAUUAGGCAUUAUACAAUCCGAGAGCCAUUACCAAUAUGGCCCUGAUACAUACUUGUUGCAAUUGCGUGACGUAAACUUCCCCGUACGUUUGCGUGAAUACAUGAAGGUAGCCCACAGAAGAUCGCCUUCAUUUGCCAUGAACGAAAGCUUGGAUUGGUCUUUGCCCAUUAUUCGUGAACGUCGUCGUUUCACCGACAUUAUGGAUGAAGAAAUCGAUGAUGAACGUACUCGCAGCCGUAUCAGCAUGUACACUGCUCAGGACUCUUGCACCAUUCGCAGAUUACGUACCGAAUUGGGCCCUCGCUUGGAUGAAUACACCGAGGCCGAAGCAAUGAUUGAAUGCAGACGUGAGGGUUAUCCUCCCUUCUUCAGAGAAAAGCCUCAAGCAUUAGCCAUUACUGAAGGUCAACCCGCCCACAUUCAUUGCUUCGCCGUUGGUGACCCCAAACCCGCUAUUCAGUGGUUCAAGAAUGAUAUGGUUCUAAAUGAGAGCAAUCGUAUUAAAUUCCACACCGAUGAAGAUGGACGUUCCAUUUUACGUUUAGAGCCUGCCAUGCAAUUCGAUGUCGGUGUCUACAAGGCUGUGGCCCGUAACAAGGUUGGCCAAACUGUAGCCAGAUGUCGUGUAGUGAUCGCUACUUUGCCCGAUGCUCCUGACUCUCCCGAAAUUUCGGCUGCCAGUAGCAGUGAAAUCUUGUUGCGUUGGAAACAACCUCGUGAUGAUGGUCACACUUCAGUGUUGUGUUAUAGCUUGGAAUACAAACGCUUAAAUGGUGAUGCAUGGAUUAACAUUGCCGACAACAUUGAUCACGAAUUCUACUUGGUUCACGAUCUACAACCAAAUACCCAAUACCAAUUUAGAUUGGCUUCUAGAAAUCGCAUUGGCUGGAGUGAAAUGGGCAUUCCUAUUACUGGUGCCACCAGCGGCAUGGAUGCUGCCAAAAUUCAUAUUACCAAAGCCAUGAAACAUUUGCAACAAUUGACCGAAAAUGGUCAUGUUGUUUUGCCCGAAGAAGAACGCGUUCACACCGAUUACCACUGUGAACGCGAACCUCCCAACUGGGUUACCGAUCAUUCGGUCAACGAGAAAUAUAGUUUCAUUUCGGAAAUUGCUCGUGGUGAAUUCAGCACCAUUGUUAAGGGCAUUCAAAAAUCAUCCGAUGCCGUUGUAGUGGCCAAGAUCUUCGAAGUCAGCGAGGAGAACGAGGAGGAUAUUGUUGCUGAAUUUGAUAACUUCAAGACAUUAAGACACGAACGUAUUCCUGCUUUGUUUGCCGCCUACAAACCUCUUAAUGUUCCAAUUGCCAUCUUUAUCAUGGAGAAACUGCAAGGUGCCGAUGUUUUGACCUAUUUCAGCAGUCGCCAUCAAUACACCGAACAAAUGGUCGCCACAGUUGUUGUACAACUCUUGGAUGCUUUGCAAUACUUGCACUGGCGUGGUUUCUGUCACUUGAACAUUCAACCCGACAACGUUGUGAUGGCCUCCGUCCGUUCUAUACAAAUCAAAUUGAUUGAUUUCGGUUGCACCAAGAAGGUCAACAAAUUGGGUGUACAAGUUAGACCAUGUGGCAUGUUAGAUUUCCAAGCUCCAGAAAUGGUAAUGGAGGAACCGGUAUUCCCACAAUCGGAUAUUUGGUCAGUAGGUGUUUUAACCUAUUUGUUGUUGUCGGGCACAAGCCCAUUCCGCGGUGCCGACGAAUACGAAACCAAGCAGAAUAUUACCUAUGUACGUUACAGAUUUGAAAAUCUCUUCAGUGAAGUAACACCCGAAGCCACAAGAUUUAUAAUGUUCUUGUUCAAACGUCAUCCACAAAAACGUCCAUACACCGAUGACUGUCAAGAGCACAGAUGGCUUAUGGCUUCCGAUUAUAUGGUCAAGAAACGUGAAAGAGCUCACUUCUUAGGCAAUCGUCUCAAGGAAUUCUCCGAUGACUAUCACAAUCAAAAGUCUUCCAAAGCAGCUCCUAAAAUAAACUUUGAAGGUGGUCCCACCCCCUCUCAGCUCUUAAGAUCCAACAGCAUACAAGAGGAAUUAUUUACCACCUAUUAAAAAAUGCAUUAUUUAUUUAGAUUCAACAACACCAUUUUCAUCAUCUUCUAAAAACAAGGAAGCAUCUCAAGAAACUCUCAUUGUAAACUUAAUAACGAACAAAUGAUAUUUAUUUAAAACUCAUACUACGAAACGACUUAUUUGCUAAAAAAAAAUUUUACAAAUUGUAUAGAAAAUCAACAAAAAAAUUAAAAUAUUUAAAAAAAAAAAUUGGUUGCAAAUUUAUUAUUUUUUUUUUUAAUAUUUAUAGAAAAUUCAACAUUAAUUUAUAUAAAAAACACAAAGUUGUAUAUUUAUUUAAUAAAUAUAAAAUUAAAGAAAAAAAA
Calliphora vicina (urban bluebottle blowfly) is the source of this 12840-nucleotide messenger RNA. RefSeq names its product Obscurin (gene Obsc). NCBI's taxonomy places the organism in Eukaryota, Metazoa, Arthropoda, Insecta, Diptera, Calliphoridae. Gene Ontology annotation, molecular function: guanyl-nucleotide exchange factor activity; ATP binding; protein binding. The transcript is spliced from 31 exons. Bases 584 to 12514 code for a protein of 3976 amino acids. Gene Ontology annotation, biological process: homophilic cell-cell adhesion; protein phosphorylation. The record is from RefSeq and is a predicted model, not a curated record. Gene Ontology annotation, cellular component: plasma membrane.